AUGUUCAAGAGCUUUGAGGGUUGCCCAAGGAAGAAAAGAUCACAUCAAGGGAUGGCGUACAUAAUGACAAUCUAUUUGACUCCCACCUUCCUAACCUGCAAAGCUGCUCCUUCUAGAAACCUAAGUGUGAGCCGCAGUGGCCACGCCAAUAUGAAAUUUGCUAAAAAGCUUUUAAUUAGGUUUGACAAUCUUCUUUCAGAAUACAUUUUCUACAUUUAUUCAAAUGAUAUCAAUGAAUCUUCCGAGGACCCAGCACCAGAUAUUGACAAUGAAACAAAUCCUAUCUGUGAUCAAGAAACAGUUGAUCCGGAAUUUGUAAACAACCAAGAGGUUGCUGUGUACUCAGAGAGCUACAUGCCCCUGGACAGCUCUGAAGAUGUGUAUGUUGUUUGCAAACUGGAAGUAUCAUGUCCGAGCACCACAGAAAAUGACGACUUUGAAGUGGAUACUUUGAGAUCAAUGCCAGUUGACAAAACUGAAAAUGUCUAUACAUAUGAUGUCUGUGAUCCAGAAGCAAGUGAUCUAGAACAAAUUAAUAAUCAAGAUUUCUUGGUAUGUACAGAGAUCCCAAUGCCCGUAGAUAGCACUGUCAAUUUGUUCACAAGUGAAAUCUGUGGUUCUGAACCUGGUGAUAUAGUUGAAAGUUCAGAUUUCCCAAUAACAGUAGAUAGCACUGGCAAUUUGUUUACAAGUGAUAUCUGUGGAGCUGAAGCUGAUGUUCUAUUUGAAAGUUCAGACAUAGAUGAAUGUACUGAAACCCUGGCACCUGGUGAUUACACGGAAACCGUAUACGCUUAUGUCUAUGAUCCAGAAGCUUGUGAUGUAGAAGUAUCAGAUAAUCCAGAUUCACUGGUGUUUUCAGAGUGUUCACCAUCAGUAGAGGAGAGCCGUCAUGUGUACGAUAGUGAUGCUGAUAAAAGCAUUUAUCAAGACUUAUUGGAAUGCACAGAGAAUCCAGCGUCAGUGGAUGAUUCGGACAAUGUUUGCAAUAGUGAUGUCUGUUAUCCAGAAGCUGGUUAUCAAGUCUUUGAUCAAGAUGUACAAUUAUAUACAGAGAGCCACCCACCAGUUGGUGAUAUGGACAUUGUGUAUACAAGUAAAAUCUGUGAUCAUGAUGGUGAUUUGGAAAGAGCAGAACAUCAGGAUGUCUUUGAGUACACCGCAUACCCGGAGAUACCUGGCAGCGAGACCAUAGAGAAUGACUUUAAUAUGAGCAGUAGUGCAGAACACGAUUUAGAAGCCCAAAAGUUACCAAUAUGUACAGAAAGUCUAGCAACUGUGGAUGCCUUGGAUAAUGUGUGCACAAGUGAUGUUGAUGAGCCAGAAGGCCGUGAUGUCAUUCACAAUCAAGGUGUAGAAGUAUGCAUUGAGAGCCCAGCACCAGUUGAUAGCGCUGACAAGAUUUACAUUGGUGAUGACUCUGAUCCAGAAGGUUGGGACCUUGAAGGGGCAGAUAAUCAAGAUGUAGAAGUAUGCACUGAGAGCCCAGCACCAGUUGAUAGCGCUGACAAUAUGUACAUUGAUUAUGACUCUGAUCCAGAACCUGGGGACCUUGAAGGAGCAGGUUUAACCUUUAAUACAGAAUGUCAAGAGACGUUGAGCAAUGUAGAAGAUGUGCACUAUACUGAUUUUUUUGAGAAGGAAACUUCUUCACAGGAAAGCUGGAAAAAUCAAGAAUUGGCAGUAAAUACAGAGAGCCAAGCAGUGGAUAAAACAGACAAUGUCUUCACAAGUGAUGUUUGUGAGCCAGAAGCUGAUCUAGAAAGAGUGGCCGAUCAACACCAGCCUGUGUGUUCAGUACCUCAAGCUGAAGUGGACAACACUGACCGUGUGCACAUAAAUGAUAUCUGCGAUCCAGACACUGGUAAUCUAGAAAGCGUUGCUAAUCAAGACUUGAGCACAGAAAGCCCAGCAGCUGUGGUUGGCACGGACAUUGUGUAUUCGAGUGAUGCCUAUGAUUCGGAAUAUGGUAACAUAGAACAAGCAGAUAAUCCAGACUUGCCAAUGUGUACUGAAAACUCUGCAUCAUUUGAUGAUGCUGUAUACACGAGUGAUGUGUGUAAUCCAGUAACUGGGGUGGAUUGUAAAGAAAUACCGGUGACUCCUGAAAGCCCGACAUCAUUGGAUAACAUGGACAGUGUUUGCACAAGUGGUGUCUGUGAGCCAGAAGCUGAUAAUCUAGAAAGAGUGUUUAAUCAAGACCAGCCUGUGUGUUCAGUACCUCCAAAUGAAGUGGACAACACUGAUUGUGUGUGCACAAAUGAUGUCUGCAAUCCAGACACUUGUAAUGUAGAAAGUGAUGCUAAUCAAGGCAUAUUGUGUCCUGUACCGGAGCUUGGCACAGACUCUUUGUACAUGAGUGAGCUUUAUGAGCCAGAAGGUGAUGAUCUGGAAAAUGUAGAUAAUGAAGGUUCAGCCAUUCCUUCUCACUGUCUUGUCUCCUGCUUGCCUGUCAUAGCAGAAAAGAAUUUGGGUGCACACCAAGAAAAUCGAUCAGCUUGA
This is a messenger RNA of Pelobates fuscus (common spadefoot toad), 2502 nucleotides long. Its product is annotated as tudor domain-containing 6-like. The transcript is spliced from 23 exons. The coding region runs from base 1 to 2502 and encodes 833 amino acids. The record is from RefSeq and is a predicted model, not a curated record. Lineage: Eukaryota; Metazoa; Chordata; Amphibia; Anura; Pelobatidae.